Molecule: messenger RNA, 2399 nt
Organism: Drosophila albomicans
Lineage: Eukaryota; Metazoa; Arthropoda; Insecta; Diptera; Drosophilidae
Gene: Sox14
Product: putative transcription factor SOX-14
Exons: 3
Coding region: 629-2251 (540 amino acids)
Biological process (GO): anatomical structure morphogenesis; cell differentiation; positive regulation of transcription by RNA polymerase II
Molecular function (GO): DNA-binding transcription factor activity, RNA polymerase II-specific; RNA polymerase II cis-regulatory region sequence-specific DNA binding
Source: RefSeq, a predicted model, not a curated record
CACACACACACCACACUCCUACACACAUCCAUGCGAAUAUGCAUGUCGUGUAUCUGUGAGUGUGCGUUUGUAUGUAUGUACGUGGUUUACUCGUCGCAUUCACCUCGUAUUCCAAUCGCUUCGCGUUCGUCGUGGUGCUCGUUGCUUGGCUUUUGCUGUUGGUUGGUUGGCGCUUAGAUUGGAUUGAACAAGAAUGCUCCGUCUUCAGCGCGGAGCAGUCGGUCGCAUUAUGUGGUUCCGUUUAAUAGUGAACUCGUAAACCGAAAAACAUUAAAAACAUCUACUCAGGAAUAAACAGCUAUCGAUACUACCCGAGAAUAUUGCAAAUAUUAAAUAUCGAGCAUAGCCACGAGCCCACAGAUCCUGCCAUACCUCAACGGGUAGUUAAAGCAACAAAUGAAAGCACAAGAACUAUUCUAACUAGCCGUGUUCAACAAUUAUUUACAACAACAUCAACAAACAUCAACAACAAGUCGUGCAACGCUAAAUAUACAAGAUAUACAACAAAAUAUAUUUACUAUAUACAACAAAAUAUAUACAUAAGAAGUUCGGUGCCUGUUGCUGGAUUUAACCAUAUACACAACACACAACAUAGAUAUAUACAAAAAUAAUCGACAUCAACUCUACCAUGGAUAACGAUGACCACAGCACACUCAAUAGAUCUCCAACGGAUUGUGGCGACGAUAAUUUUAAUUUGGUUUUCGGAUCUGACCGCGUUUCCAUCAACUCCAGCACCCCGUAUUCUGAUGCAACUCAAACAAAAAAACACUCUCCUGGCCAUAUUAAAAGACCGAUGAAUGCAUUCAUGGUCUGGAGUCAAAUGGAACGGAAAAAAAUUUGCGAGAGAACACCAGACCUGCAUAAUGCAGAGAUAUCUAAGGAAUUGGGAAAACGAUGGCAGCUCUUGACGAAGGAUGAUAAGCAGCCAUACAUUAUGGAAGCGGAAAAGCUUCGGAAAAUGCAUAUGAUAGAAUAUCCAAAUUAUAAAUAUAGGCCACAGAAGAAACAAUCGCGCUUAUCGGUUUUAAAGCAAAAUCAAGAUGGAGACAACAACGAUAUUAAGCAUAAUGACUCACACAAUAAUAAUACUAAUACUAAUAAUAACAAUGAUAAUAAUAAUACAUCGACCUCGGUCGCAACAUGCACUGCCGCCACUGCCGGUCGGAAAAACAAAAGAUCUACCUCAACUUGUCAAUCUGGUACGAUAGCGAAGCGGUCGAGAAACGAUUCAGGUGAUAACCUCAAACAAAACAGCAACCACCACAACAAAUACAAUAUAAAGACGGCCUCUGAUAACACUGUCGAUAUUAUGAUACCAUUGGAUGAGGAUUAUUUAAGCUAUGCAAAUCAGUCGGAAUUUCUACCUACGCCUAAUAACAAUAACAACAAUAUCAACAACAAUAGUGAACUGAGUGUUGAUGAAAUUACAGUUAAAUCGGAAAAUCUAACUGAGAUAAAUCCAAUCAAUACGAACGAGAUUCUUAAAUAUUUGCCAAUGUUUGAGAGUUUGUCAAAAAGCGAAGACUCAUUGCUCGAGGCGAAUGUGAAUUCCAUGGAGUUGCCCACCAAUAGCCGAGGUGCUGCUAUCCAACAUCAUGUUUUGAAUGUGAUCCGUAGCCAAACGGCUUUCGACGAUUGCCAGACGUUAAGUGGCGAGCCCGUAUCAUCCGUAUUUGAUCCCGAAGAGAAGAUUGUGAAUGAUGCUAAUUUGAAUUCGGCCAGCCAUCACUUACCAUCACUCUUUGUGACAGACACUUCACACGAGUGCUAUGCCGACGACUGUGCAUCGGAAAGUCAGCAUCCGCUUCAAUCAACAGCGACAACGGCGGCGGCGUUCGCCCUCCAACCGCAAACUGUGACCAUGAACAUUGAAAUCCACAAUAGUGCGCUUGCGUAUGGCGGCCAUACAUUCCACAAUGACGAAUUCAAUCCGAUUCCAUCGGCCACCGAUGACAGCGAUUGCAGCAUUCUAACCUCAACACAUUCGCCGCACAUUGGCUUUGGCAGCAAUGGCUUGGUUGAUGGUUCCGAUGGCAUUGUGAACCCAUCAUCAUCAUCCACAUAUUCCACCUCAACGCAUGACUACAGCGGCAAUCUUAUUGGAGUACACAAUGAUCUCAACUACCAAGUACAUGAUAAUAAUGGAGCUCUGCUAGCAUACACAUUUGAGGACUUACCACCUCAGCCAACUGGUAGUCAUUUAGAGUUUAACACUAAUCGAUAUGAGUUUUCAAGUUUAUACAGAAUGUGAGCUAUCAAAAUGUGAGAAACAAAAAUAUUUAAGCUUUGUGUAAUUUGUAACUUGUAAUUUUGUAAUUGUAAUUAAUGUUUUUACGUUUAUAAUUAUACACCAAAAUAUAUACAUAUACAUAAAGAUACAUAUAGAUAUUUUAUAUAUA